Messenger RNA from Zea mays, 693 nucleotides. RefSeq names its product zinc finger protein 593. The record is from RefSeq and is marked validated. Gene Ontology annotation, molecular function: nucleic acid binding; zinc ion binding. NCBI's taxonomy places the organism in Eukaryota, Viridiplantae, Streptophyta, Magnoliopsida, Poales, Poaceae.
GUUCUCCACGACGCAGUUCGGCUGCCAGACAAAAACCCUAAACGCCGCCGCCGCCGCCGCUCUUCCUCGAGAUGGGAGGCAAGUGCCCGCACCGCAAGGUAAAGAAGCGCCGCCUAUCCCACAAGACGGCUCGCCGCGGCAAGUUCCUCCUGAAGGCCGACGAUGCCGUCUAUGACGAGCUCGUCAAGCUGGCCGACCAGGGCAAGGACGCUGAAGCCAAGGAGCUCCCCGUCGAUGAGGACCUCCCAGGCCUGGGACAGUUCUACUGCCUCCACUGCGAUCGCUACUUUGCAAGUGAAAGCGUGAAGGAUGAUCACUACCGCUCAAAGCGCCACAAGAAAAGGGUUAAGGUAAUGUCUGGACCGGCCCCGCACACGCAGCUUGAUGCAGAACUCGCUGCAGGGAUGGGAAAGCCUGACAACGGCCUGAAGCUCAUGUCCAUGUGAAGGAACCUCUUGCUGGUACUGGUACUUGUUCCGUGCCUUUGUUGCUGCCGUACAAUUGAAGCUGCUUUGCGCAGUAAGUAAUAGCAAGAGUUAUAGCAGACGGUUUUUUUUUGUUGUACGCAAGACUUUCGAAGUGGGUGUAAGUUGUUUUAGAGUGGUGGCAGAGGGGGGGGGGGGGGGGGUGUCAAUGCAUGUAUCAUGAAACCAUUUAUCGACCCAUACCAGUGAUGAUGAUGAUGAUGUCUCG